CGGAUCCCGUCCGGGGGCACGUGUUCACAUUCGAAUAUCAUGGCGGGCCGCGCGAGGCUCCCCAUCCCGCAGGAGCCCCUCGGGAGCUCAUGACUCGGCAGUGUUUUUGCAGGUGUAGUCCCGCCCGUCGGUGUGCCAGAGCCCGUUGUGGCCCAUGUGUGCUAUCUGCUUCAGCCGCGGCUCCACAGUGUACAUAGCCAUGCUUGACGGGUCCUUGAGUGAUCGUACGGAUCAGGAUGUCGAAAAGGAACAUCCUGUCGCCAUGCGGCCGGAAGCCCCCGUGGUGCCUUGUGGCCAGGAGGCACUGGACGUCGCCGUGAUCGACCAGCUGGACAGUGAGCGUGACAGGGAGCUGGUCUGCAUCUCGGGAGUGCCUCACUCGAACGAUCUGAACAGCUAUUCCAUCUUUGACAGGGUACCCCCGGCGACGAAGUUGGCGCUGAUCAAGGGCUCCCCAGGGACCCCCGUCCUCAAGCGAGCAAUGGGAUCGAUGUGCGGGAUGGCGGUCGGGGACGCCAUGCGCCACCGAUUCGAGUUCAUGCCGGCGCAGAACGAGCCAGACGAAAGCAGAUUCGACCUCCCAGAGUUGCAGUUCUAUGGUGAGUCGAAUUGCUUCCGCCUCUGCCGCGGGCAGUGGACGGACGACGCUGCCAUGGUUCUCUGCAUGGCCGAUUCGAUCAUCAUGAAGCGAGCUUUCGACGGUAGCGACAUGUGCGUCCUGUUCUGGUGCUGGUGAACCCGUGGCAUGAACAACGCGUUCCGCCUCGUCCCCAGCAGGACAGUAAAAUCCGCGUUCGGACUUGGUGGAACUGUCGCGAAUUCACUGUAGGACGUCUUCCUCCACAAAAAAGGGUAAACCGUGCCUCCUACAUGUUGUUGCGAUGGUGAGGAUGCGGGAAAUGGCAGCUUGAUGCGGCUCGCUCCGAUUGCCCUCUAUCUCUAUUCGGCGUCCUGGGACGAGUUGUACAACUAUGCCAGAAUGCCGUCCUACACUCAUCCAGGGAUCAUCGUUACCGAGGCGUGCUCAUUCUUGGUCCACAUACUCUUGAAGGCCUUGCGGUUGCCAUGCGACCAUGUGAUUGUCAGGCCCCUGCCAGCCUCUCUUCUUCCUGCGCCUCUCUCUGUGCUCCCUUGGGCGACGCC
Molecule: messenger RNA, 1143 nt
Organism: Prorocentrum cordatum
Lineage: Eukaryota; Dinophyceae; Prorocentrales; Prorocentraceae
Source: the annotation of a GenBank genome assembly